AUGGCAGCACCGAGCCUCGCGCUGCGGCGAACAACGCUUUUGUCCUCGUUUGUCAAGACAGCCACGCAUACCCGAACGCAUCGGACAUCCCUCCUCUCCUCUCGCUUUAAUCCAUUGCCUGUGGCAUCCCCGACACAUUCCUCGCAAACACGGCAAAGUUCAUAUUCGGGACCGACACUGAACGAUAAUGGCAAGCCGCGCAAGAAGGUUACCAUCCAAACGUUGCAGAACCUUUAUAAAAAAGGCGAACCGAUCGCCAUGUUGACGGCACACGACUUCCCCAGUGCACAUGUGGCUGACGCCUCGGGAAUGGACAUUGUGUUGGUGGGAGAUAGUUUGGGAAUGGUUGCCCUCGGACUGGACAAUACCACCGAGGUAGUAAUGGACGAAAUGAUUCUGCAUUGCCGGAGUGUAGCGCGGGCAGCCAAAAGUGCUUUUAUUAUUGGGGAUUUGCCAAUGGGCUCGUAUGAAGUCUCCGCCGAACAAGCCAUUGAAUCUUCAUUAAGGCUAGUCAAGGAAGGUCGUAUCCACGGCGUCAAGAUCGAAGGUGGCGAGGAACUCGCGCCUACAAUCAAACGCAUCACGCAAGCUGGUGUGCCGGUGGUAGGGCAUGUCGGGUUAACACCGCAGCGACAGAACGCUCUCGGUGGUUUCCGAGUUCAAGGAAAGACCAGAGCUAGCGCUUUGAGAUUGCUGAAGGAUGCACUGGCAAUGCAAGAAGCUGGUGCAUUCAUGCUUGUCUUGGAAGCUAUGCCUUCAGAGGUAGCGGCGAUCAUCACACAGAAGCUCCGCAUCCCGACCAUAGGCAUUGGCGCUGGUAACGGCUGCUCGGGCCAAGUUCUCGUGCAGGUUGACAUGACAGGUAACUUCCAGCCUGGUCGGUUUGUUCCAAAAUUCGUUAAAAAGUAUGCCGACGUCUGGGGAGAAGCCGCGAGGGGUAUCUCGUUAUAUCGAGAUGAAGUCAAGAGUCGCGAGUUCCCUUCGGAGAAAUACACCUAUCCCAUCACGAAGGAUGAACUCGCUGAAUUUGAGAAGGCCGUGGAUGAGGUUUAUCGGGUGUAA
Penicillium salamii is the source of this 1062-nucleotide messenger RNA. The record is from the annotation of a GenBank genome assembly. Lineage: Eukaryota; Fungi; Ascomycota; Eurotiomycetes; Eurotiales; Aspergillaceae.